AUCCAGUCGUUUUGGAAACGAAGGAAGCCUCUACCAAGCUGUUUGCUGUGAAUUUUUGUCUGAAUUUUGACCUUUCUUGCGGCUAGAUGGCUGGAGAUCGAAUACAUCUAAAGCUGGAUAGUACUGCUGCGGCUUCUAUAGAUCAAUACUUGGAAUAUCGAAGAAUUGUUGGGGAUGACGACGGAGGAAAACUCUUUACUCCUGAAGAAUAUGAAGAGUACAAGAAAAAAGUUCUGCCACAGAGAAUGAAGAACAGGCUGUAUGUAAGUUGGACAGCACCAAACGGUAUGGACUGCAAGAUGGUCGGCCCUGAAACAAUGUGUUUCUGCAAUCACAGGUACAAACAACACAAAACUGAUUAUGAGACACUACCGCAAAUCAGACCGAUCCCAGUCCCUUGCCGUGUUAGUGGCUGUAAAUGUAAGAGUUACCACUAUGUACCAAAGAACGGCACCCAGCCAAUCAGAUGUCAGUGUAAACACUUUGCUGAUGAUCAUUCCGAGGUGGUACCAUACAAGUGUUCAAAAGGAUGUGCAUGUAAAAAAUUCAGAAGUUCUUACACUUGUGGCUGUGGAGAACCAACUUAUGCUCACAAGACAAUUGUUGAAACAAAAGAAGAACGCAUAUCUCGUGGCCACCCAACAGGCCAUGAUGUGCCUUAUGCUGCCAUGGGUGGAAUCACAGGGUUCAGUUCACUGAUGGAUGGCUACAUGCGCUUGGAUGACAGUGGAAUUGGCCCACCACCCUUGCAUAUGUUGGAGCAGCCAGUAGGACCUAAUGACCACCCUUUCCUCAGAGCACAAGCUGGUCUGGCUGGGCUGUCAUUAGAGGAUGGAAUGGGUGCUGGUGCAGGACAGGUGGCAUGUAGAACCACUGAGGAAGAGGACAUGGCCUAUUUUGAGAAGCGAUACCAAGCCAGACUGAAGGCAGAAAAGGAACAGUCUAGAGUGCAGCGAUCACCACAACCUAAGAGGUUGACAGGGCCAGGCACUACACAGCAGAGCACAGGGAGUGCUUCCAGGAAGACUGGCCCUAGUAAGAUGAAAUCAGCAACCAAGCCUGUAUCCUCUCGAAGCCUUGUAUCCCAAACUGGAAGGCAGAGCAACAGAUGAUGAAACAUCUUGAGGGGAUAACUGGCGUAGAGAGAAAGUGUGUGUAGUGGUGUGUCUAAGAUGGGGGAGAAAGGUUUUUGUCUCUCACUUGAUGUGUCCCAUGCUCUAAUAACCCCCUGGAAGGAGAGGGCUCAUAAAUUACUUGGGCUUACAAGAGAGAGGGGCUUAUUAUGGAGGGGGGCUUCUAGGAGGGCGGGGGGGCUUAUGAGAGAGGGGUGUAUUAGAGAGGAGGGCGUAUUAGAGAGGGCUUUUUAAAGUAGGGGGCCUAUUAGAGAGGGGGUCUUACACAACCUUUUAGGAAGGGCUUAUUAGAGCAUUUACUGUAAGCACAAGUAACUGUUGUAAGACCAAAAAAAAGCUAUUCAUAAAUAUUUCUUACACCCCAUUACACAAGAAAUGAAAUACAAGGUCACUAAUUUAUUGAAGUAUUUAUACACAUACAUUUGCACUUACAUUGACUUUCUUAACGCUUUUUUUAAAUGAAUGUAAUAAAAACACAAAAGAAAAUAAAUUACAAUACUGCUUCUACAUGAUUUGCAAGAUCCUAACAUGAGAUAAGCUACUAAUAAUUAGUCUUCUUCACAACUUUUGCACAACUUUUGCGUGAUUCCAUGUUAGUUCUUGGACAAUUCGACUGUCAUGCUAAAGUUAAUACAUGAGAUCUCUAUGUAGUUAAGGGUGUUAAGUUAUUCAGUCAGAGCAGUUGAACGUAACUAUAAAAAUUUUACCGACCUAAAAUAUGUAUGAUCAAUACAAACCUUGCUGCUCAGACACAAAUCUAAUGUGGAAAGCGAAGUAUUU
Pocillopora damicornis (cauliflower coral) is the source of this 1913-nucleotide messenger RNA. Its product is annotated as protein FAM221A. The record is from RefSeq and is a predicted model, not a curated record. NCBI's taxonomy places the organism in Eukaryota, Metazoa, Cnidaria, Anthozoa, Scleractinia, Pocilloporidae.